This is a messenger RNA of Mya arenaria, 1989 nucleotides long. RefSeq names its product ninjurin-2-like. The transcript has 3 exons. Gene Ontology annotation, cellular component: membrane. Gene Ontology annotation, biological process: tissue regeneration; cell adhesion. NCBI's taxonomy places the organism in Eukaryota, Metazoa, Mollusca, Bivalvia, Myida, Myidae. The record is from RefSeq and is a predicted model, not a curated record. Bases 179 to 712 code for a protein of 177 amino acids.
ACGUGAUUAUCUUUGAAAUAACAGGAAUAACUGAUGAGGGGGCGAUGCACUAUAAAACCAGUUGUUGAUCUAAAGCCAAAUCAGGGCUUUGUAGAACAUCAAUUUUGUGAAUAUAUACACACGUUUGAAGUCAAUACAGUUUAAAUUAAAUCAAUUUGAUUUAAAUUAAGUCAAUAUUAUGUCUUGGUUUUCCAAUUUAAUCAAUUUUGUGCAGAUGACAACUCAAGCAGUUCAACAUUCGAAGGCAGAAACGUCCGGUUCUGGUACAGGAUCAACGUCUAAAGUGAAACUGAGCGUGAUUGAAACGGCAACAGAUGGGAUUACGGGACCUUUUCACCAACAAAUGCCAUUCGGCUACAAUACUUACGCAACAAAGAAGACUUUGGCCAAAGGCCUUUUAGAUAUAGGUCUAUUGGUCGCAAACGCCUCACAACUGAAAUCACUACUCAGUUUUGGGCCAGAGCAGGAACACUUCCAUGUUAACAUGGUCCUGAUAAGCCUCUCAAUUUCUUUACAGCUAGUCACGGGUAUCUUACUCUUGAUUCUUGGAAGCAUGGAACCGAACGGCAAGCACCUAGAGGAACGACGUGACGCACAUCGGCUUAAUGACGUCACUGUUGGUUUUGUGUUCGUCAUUACCGCUAUCAACAUUUUCAUUGCGGCGUUUGGAAUAAGGCAUACAGAGCAAAUUCCAUCUGAAGCAAUGCUUUGACAUGACAAAGAUGUAAUCAUCAGACGUUGGUUUGAAACGAACUGCUUCAUAAUUGUCUGUCUGAUGGGUGAUUUUAUCUAACGGCAGAAGUCAUUAGCCACUGAUUGACACUUCUACAAAUACAAUGCUGUGAUAUUAACAAUUUUGUUCAUGUCUGAAAAGCGUAUAUAUAUGGUUGAUAUAAUUAAAGAUGUAAUAAAUAUACAAUGCUGUGAUAUUUUACAAUUUUGUUCAUGUAACAAACUUAAGAAAACUUGGUUUGUCCUUGGAUAAGUGUUUUACCAUUUCAGCGUAUAAACAGAGUUAUUAACCCUGGUGACAAAUGACAUCUUAAGACUUUUUUGCAUUUAACAUCUAUUCUAUUAAGUACUGUUUUAAUACGUAUUAAUGCCUUAAUGAUAAAAACAAAAACAGAUAUUUGAUUCAGGUACAGAAUAUUGAUUUGUCGACAUUACCACAAAAAUAUAUAUAAACACUGCCCAGAUCUGAAAGAAAAAAAAAUGUGAUAAAUUUGUUUGUUAAAUUACAAAGAGUGUGAUUGGUGUGUUUUCCCAUCUGUUAAAAUAUAGAUCAUAGGUUCAAGGCCCUUAAGUCAAUCUAUAUAAGCCUCUAAAAUGACACCUUUUUUGCUGGUCUAUCAGAUAAUUAUGUUUUUUUUUCCAGUCGAUUCAAUUAGAGAAUAAUAGAAAAGUGGUGUUGACUUGAUUAAAAUUGAAGAUAAUAACUGAUAUGAUAUGGUUAAUUUGCCCAUGGGCAAAGAUAAAACAAGUACCCGUAUGGAACUCCUUUCUUAUGGUCAUCACAUUGAAACUACCUCCCUUGUUGAAUACUGUCAUCUAUAGCAUCAUCGAAACCUAGUCUUGUUGUAUCAUUUUGAAUGCUUACGAAUUAUUUCUCGCUUCAAAUGUCACCAUAAAAAAGUUUUCGCGCACCUUUCAAGAAAUUAAAAAAUCACUUUCCUCAGAACUAUUUAAAGACCGAUUUGACUAUUAACAUGAUCUGCAUCAGAAAAAGCACUUACCAUAGCCGCUCGUGUAUUAUAGGUUCCUCACUACUAUCGCGCAGGGUGUUUUGCGGAAACUCGGUAAACAUCGCUUCCGCAAAACACCAUACGCUCGGGUCGGGAUGAACCUAUCUAAUACUCUCGGCCAUGGAAGACACUUAUAAUGUAUCUUAAAACCUGAGGCCAGUACAACAGAUUUGGCGCUCGAUAGAGCGUUCCAGUGCUUAUUUGUUUGAUACUGAAAGCGUUUGAAAGCUCGCUUAAACAAUGUUAA